GGCUCGGGCGAUUCGCGCGCAUGCGCGCAUUCCACGCUUCCCCCCCCCCACCCCCUCCUCAUUUAACGAUCGAUUUGAAUCAGCCGGAUGUCGCGCGCUCGCUGCCUGGGGUGGGGCGGGGCGGCGAGGCGAGGCGAGGCGAGGCGAGGCGGACGGUCAGACGGACAGCGACAGUCAUGAGUACUGGAGUAGAUAUACCAAAGGGAAUGAAGUUGAACAAAUAUGGAGAGUUAGAAAACCUUGAAUUGACUGUGGAAUACUGGAUUGCACGUUGGGAGAAGAAACAUAUUGGUUUUCAUAAGGAUGAGGUUCACAGAUUGUUGCAAAAACACCUGGAUGCCAUUCUAAAUGGAAGGAAGCAAAUCAGCAUUUUUCUUCCACUUUGUGGAAAAUCAUUAGAUAUAAAAUGGCUUCAUGACCAAGGACACAAUGUUGUUGGUGUGGAAGCUUCUGAAGUAGCAAUAGAAGAAUUCUUCACAGAGCAAAAUCUGGCCUAUACUCGGGAGCCUGUACCAGAAAUGCCAGGUGCAGAAGUAUUUAAGAGUUCUGAUGGACGCAUUUCCUUGUAUAAUGAUAUAUUUAAUUUCUCAAGUUUGAUUGCUGGAAAAUUUGAUGGGAUCUGGGACAGUAAUUCUUUGGUAGCUAUCAACCCACCUGACCAACAACGUUAUGUCAAGUUUAUGAUCACACUUAUGGCUGAAGGAUGCUGCUACCUUCUUGAUUCUUACACAUUCAACCAAAGCCAAAGUAUUGGCCCACCAUUUUCUGUCCCUAAAGAUAAAAUUGGGGACCUGUAUGGCCAAUCAUGCAACAUUCAGUUGAUAGAAUCAUUGGAUGCUUUGACUGAACGUCAGAUUUCAUGGGGACUGGAUUCCUUCAUUCAAGAAAUCUAUCUAAUUACACUGAAGACCAAUACACAGUCCUGAUCCUUCAUGCAAGGUUUGGAAACAGCAGGUGCUGGAAAUCUGAAAUGAAACCAGAAAAUGUUGGGAAAACUCAGCAGGUCAGAUAGCACAUGUGGAAAGAGAAAAGGAGUUAACAUUUUCAGUCAAGCACCUAUCAUUAGAACUCUGAACUUGUGAUGAAGAGUUUUAAACCUGAAAUAUUAACUGUUCCUUUUGCCAUGUAUAGUAUGCAUUCUGAUCUGUUUUUUUCCAGUAUUUUCUUCAUGAAAGGACACAAGGUACAUAAACUUUAUCAUUAAUUUUGCAAAACGCAAGUGAAUCUAAUUAAGGUAAUCAAAACAUCGGACUGUUAAUCGUUUUGUAGCAGGACUUGUAUAAAUAUUCUGUUCUGUUUUUAAGGGUCUACACACAUCAAAUAUAGAUUUAGGCAGUACUGCAUUCAUUAUUGCAAAUAGUUCUCCAUCACCCUCCUUUUCAAACACCUUUUGCUCACUUUCUCUUAACCCAAUCUUGACCCUCUAUACCCUUGCAAACCCUCACCCCAAAUCCAACUAAGUUUUCUUAUACUUCAGCUUCCCAGAUCUGUGCCCUUCCUUCCUAUAAUUGUGUUUGAAACUCUACAAGUGGGGAUACUUCCGCAUCAAGUACCAGAAAAAUCCAAAUCAGAAUUGAAAAGGCAUCAGUUUUGACUUUUUCCAUGCAAUAUUAUUACAUCCCAUAUAUAAAAUUUCCAGCACAGAAACAACCAUUCAGUCUUGAUGUUCAUGUUCCAUUUGAGCCUCAAUCACUCUAUUCUCAUCAAACCCCAUCACCAUAGCUUUGUGUUACUCUCUACCACGUAUACUUAAAUAGCUUUCCGUGCUUGCAUUCCAUUUCUCUGCAGCAUCAGUAUGAUUGACUGUAGCAAGGGUGUUUUCAAGGGCACACCUCUUAUUUACCUGCUCAAUGGGAUUGCUGAUGUACACCAUUUAUUGAGUUAUUCCCAGAACAUUUCCAUCAUUGGCAUCCCUUCUGCACUGUGUACUCUUACUUGAAGUGUGAAUGGCCAUUGCUGUUUAAAUUACUUCCUGCCUUUUAGGAAACAUCAUGACAUGAGGCCAACUGCCAUGUCUCAAUGACACAAUUUUUCCUCUAUAGCACUGCUUUGAAACUUCUCUGCUGCCUCUUCUUAAAUAUCAAACUGUUCAAUAUUCAGAUGUCAGUUAUCCCUAGCACAGAAGACCAAAGCCAUGGUCUUCAGUGUUGACCCAAAUUCUUACUGAUAUCAAUUCCACCCCCCUCACUGUCUCUAAACCAGCUUGUUCAUAACCUCGACAUUUUUUGUCUCCACUUGUACCUUCUUCACCCUGACCACCCAUUUGUAUGUUUCUGAUAUUACCUAAACUCAUCUGCUGCUUAAGUCCUCUUUCAAGCAUGACUAUUCUAAUAGUAUCCUGGUCCAUCUGUAAAAGCUCAUUUUCAACUCUGAUGCCAAUAUCUGUUGCCAAAUCCUAGUCAUCUAUAACCUUGCCUCCUUUAAGUUGGCUUCCACUUUCCCAACAUCUCAUUUAAUAUUAUUAUCCUUGUGUUUCAGUCCCUUUCAUGGUUUCAACUUCCUUCUGUGACCUAAAGUUACCAUCACCCAUCUCUUUCCAUUUAUAAGCCCCAAUACCUCCCAAAUUGUACAUCUUUUCAUCAUCAGCUGACUGUACCCCCCUAUGACCCACCAUAGCUCCUACACUCCACAUUGUUUAAAAAGUUCCACCCCUUAAAUUACCACCCUAAAUCCGUCCUAUUUCCAGUUCUGGCUCUAAAUGCAGUUUUUCUCUGUGUACAACUAUGAAAUGUUGACAACUGUGUUACCAGUGUCCCAUCAGAUGCCAGUGGAAAAACAAUUCUAAAAAACUUUGCUAAUUCCUUGCCAUGUUUUAACCUGUGCUGUUUAUUAGAUUACUGCCUUUUCAUUGAAAAAUGGAAGAACCUACAAUUAUGUGCAUAGAAAGAAACGUGCUUGAGAAUUUAGUGUGAUGCUGGACUAGGUUAUGAACACUGGUUUCUUAGACUAGGCUUGUGUUCCCCUGCACAGGAGAAGUAGGGAAUGGCAGAAUUCAGGUUUUUAAAAUAAUGUAUUUCAAUUUGAGUAGGUAACAGAAUGUGAUCUUAAAAUUAGACCCAAGCCAUUCAGAAGUAUCAUGAAGCAUUUCUUUGAAUAAUCAAUAGAAAUCUUAAAAUCACUCAGCCAGAAGUCUGUGGACACUGAGUGAAUAUAAACAAAAAUCUUCCAUUUUUUUUAAAGCUUUUCAUAAGUAAUGGUAUCACUGGAUAUGGCUCUGAGGUGUAAAUUGUGUUGUUGUGCAGAUCAAGUAUAAGCCAAGUGCAAGGGGGCAAGAGGCACAGUUUUGUUCCAAUGCAUUUUUUUUUACCCUUGUAUCUUUAAAUCAAUCGUGCAUGGAUUGAGAACCAUUGAGUUCUCAUGAUGAAUGUCAUAACCAGAGCUUAAAUCAACAGAUCACCAUUGCACUACUUUUUAAGUUGAUCAAAAUCAGAUAUUCAGAAGAGUGCAUUGUAAUGAUUUAAAAAUCACUUUUGGAAAUUUCUGGUCAUUUUUAGAUUGAGAGGUUGAAAAUUAUAUCAAUGCAAACUGAUAUCCAGACAGUCUACAUGUAUGCAAGUCAGAAUUUAAUAACAUUUAAUAACAUUGUAGAUCUUAGGAGUAUAGAGAUAAUAAAAUGUAUAACAAUUA
Molecule: messenger RNA, 3627 nt
Organism: Pristis pectinata (smalltooth sawfish)
Lineage: Eukaryota; Metazoa; Chordata; Chondrichthyes; Rhinopristiformes; Pristidae
Product: probable thiopurine S-methyltransferase
Molecular function (GO): thiopurine S-methyltransferase activity
Source: RefSeq, a predicted model, not a curated record